AUGGGGGCCUACAAGUACCUGGAGGAGAUGUGGCGCAAGAAGCAGUCGGCCACUAGGCGGAAGCCCGCGGUGCAUCGCUGCACCCGGCCCACGCGCCCCGACAAGGCGAGGAAAGUGGGCUACAAGGCGAAGCAGGGCUACUGCAUCUACCGCGUCCGCGUGAAGCGCGGUGACCGCAAGAAGAGAGUGGCCAAGGGCAUCGUGUACGGCAAGCCCGUCAACCAGGGUAUUAACAAGUGGAAGGCCGUGCGGAACCUCCGCAACAUCGCCGAGGAGCGAGUCGGCCGAAAGUGUGGAGGGCUCCGGGUGCUGAACUCCUAUUGGGUGGCCCAGGAUGCCGUGCACAAGUGGUUUGAGGUUGUCAUGGUGGAUCCCUACCACAAGACCGUCCGCGACGAUCCGCGCAUCAACUGGAUCUGCAAGCCCGUGAUGAAGCACCGCGAGCUACGCGGGCUGACGGCGGCCGGCAAGAAGGCCCGUGGCCUUCUCAAGAAGGGCAAGAGGGCCACCAAGCUUCGGCCAUCGUACCGUGCCGCCUACCGUCGCCACAGCCUCCUGCGGCUCCGCCGCUAUCGCUGA
Symbiodinium natans is the source of this 579-nucleotide messenger RNA. The record is from the annotation of a GenBank genome assembly. NCBI's taxonomy places the organism in Eukaryota, Dinophyceae, Suessiales, Symbiodiniaceae.